AUGCUGGUGGUCCUGCUCACAGCAGCCUUGCUGGUCCUGAGCUCAGCUCAGAGCCAAGAUGAAGAGGUCACCUAUGAAGACACAUCUUCUCAGCUCUUAGAAAUAGAGCAGCAGAGCCAAGGACAUAGUCACCAUCAUCUGAAACCACCUCCUGGAGGAUUCCCCCCAAGACCUCCUGGUUCUGAUGAAAAUGAAGAUGGUGAUGGUGACGACAGUGAUAAUGAUGGCAGUGGGGAAGAUGUAAAUAGACCAGAGAGACCACCACAACAGCAUCCACGUCCUCCUCACCCAGGACACCACCAUGGUCCACCCCCACAGGGAGGCCCUCAGAGACCCCCUCAGCCUGGAGCCCCACAAGGCCCACCUCCACAGGGAGGCCCUCAGAGACCCCCUCAGCCUGGAGCCCCACAAGGCCCACCCCCACAGGGAGGCCCUCAGAGACCCCCUCAGCCUGGAGCCCCACAAGGCCCACCCCCACAAGGAGGCCCUCAGAGACCCCCUCAGCCUGGAGCUCCACAAGGCCCACCUCCACAGGGAGGACCCCAGCAAAGACCCCCUCAGAAUGGAAACCCACCCCAGCAUGGAAACAAUGAACAACCACCACAGCACGGAGGCAAUCACCAGCAUCCUCAGCAUCCACACCCUCCUCAUCAAGGACACCACCAUGGUCCACCCCCAGAGGGAGGUCCUCAGGGACCCCCUCAUCCUGGACCCCCACAAGGCCCACCCCCACAAGGCCCUCCCCCACAAGGCCUACCCCCACAAGGACCACCCCCACAAGGACCACCACCCCAGGAAGGCCCCAAGCAGAGACCUCCUCAGCAUGGAAACCAUCAAGGUCCACCCCAGCAUGAAAAUCAAGAACAGCCAAGUUACCUAUGGUCAUUUUUUGCAUAA
This is a messenger RNA of Mastomys coucha (southern multimammate mouse), 897 nucleotides long. RefSeq names its product acidic proline-rich protein PRP33-like. Bases 1 to 897 code for a protein of 298 amino acids. NCBI's taxonomy places the organism in Eukaryota, Metazoa, Chordata, Mammalia, Rodentia, Muridae. The transcript has 4 exons. The record is from RefSeq and is a predicted model, not a curated record.